AUGAAAAAAUUUAAUCCUUUUCAUCUAGUAGAUUUAAGGCCUUGGCCUAUCUUAACUUCUUUUUCUUUUUUAAGAUUUGCUUUAGGGGUUAUUGUUAUAGUUCGUUGUUUUGACGUCUAUCCAUUUUUAAUUUCUUUAGUUGUCUUACUUUAUUCUUCUUUCUUAUGGGGUCGAGAUGUCCAUCGUGAAGGUUGUUAUGAAGGGGACCAUAAUCUUGAGGUUACUAUUGGUUUUAAGGUUGGUAUAAUCUUAUUUAUCUUGUCUGAAUGUUUUUUUUUCUUAGGGAUGUUUUGGGGGUACUUACAUUUAGCUGAACUACCAGCAGUAGAGCUUGGUGGUGUGUGACCUCCUGUUGGGGUAAGCCCUUUUGACCCUAAGGGGGUUCCAUUUUUAAAUACUAUCUUGUUGGUUUCUUCAGGAGUUUCUGUUACUUGGUGCCAUCAUGCUAUAGAAGUAGGGGAGUAUAAAGUUAGAGUUGUAUCUUUAGUAAUAACACUAGUUUUAGGGUUAUUAUUUACUUGCCUACAAGCUUUAGAAUAUUAUGUUGCUAGUUUUACAUUUUCUUGUUCUUGUUAUUCUUCUAUUUAUUUUAUGGGUACUGGUUUUCAUGGGCUUCAUGUUAUUAUUGGAAGGGCUCUAUUAAUAAUUUGCUUGUUUCGUUUUUAUUUUUUACACAUUAGACCUAAUCAUAGGAUUGGGUUUGAAUGUUCUGUAUGGUAUUGACAUUUUGUAGAUGUUGUGUGAUUUUGUUUAUACCUGAUUUUUUAUUGAUGGGGAGUUUAG
Messenger RNA from Dermatophagoides pteronyssinus (European house dust mite), 783 nucleotides. Lineage: Eukaryota; Metazoa; Arthropoda; Arachnida; Sarcoptiformes; Pyroglyphidae. The record is from the annotation of a RefSeq genome assembly.